Molecule: messenger RNA, 636 nt
Organism: Hymenoscyphus albidus
Lineage: Eukaryota; Fungi; Ascomycota; Leotiomycetes; Helotiales; Helotiaceae
Source: the annotation of a GenBank genome assembly
AUGGCCUUAUUUGUUCUUUGUGUGAAGUUCAUUUCCUUAUCAAAGGCGAUGGAGGCCCACUAUGAAAAUAUAAUUCUUUGUAGUAAGUCGAUGUAAACACAAAGAAAGAACAAUCACUGUUCUUCCUAAGACUCUGAAAGAACAAUCCAAACAAUCCCUUUAUACAACAAACCACAUGUCCCCCCAAUUAGAAAAAGGGUCCAGACUAAGAACCCCUACGCACCACCAAAAAAGAUGAGUACCCACCCCAAAAACAUCAACAAACCCCUUCCACGUCUCCCAACCCCUUCUCCCUCAAACGCUCCAACUCCUCUAACCCCCAAAAACCUAGCAACAGUCCCCCACCAAUCAAACCAAAAAACCCACAUCCUCAACUGGCUCUCCACCAUCCCAUCCUUCACCCCUCGAAUCAUGCUCACCUACCGCCGCUCCAUCCCCUUCCCCUUCCGCGUCCCCACAACACCCGAGGAAUCCCAUUUCUGCGUCUACGACUUGUAUCCUGAAGCCGGUGGCGUGGCCGGUUCCGGUGGGGAGACGGCGGAGAGGACGUCGAGGCGGAUUCUUGAGGGGAGGGGGAAGGAGAAGACGGGGUUGGAGGAGAUGAGGGAGGAUGAGGAGAUUUUGAGGAGAUUUUGA